GUCCAAUGCUUCUGAAUUCACACCUGGCCUUCCUAUGGGUGUGGAUAGCAAUCGCGACCAUCACUUCAUUGCACACUCAUUCGGGCUUUCAUUUACCCCUUGGACUGUCCCCUCAAUUUCAUAACUACCAUCACUCACAUGUUAAUCAAAACUAUGGUGUUUUGGGAAUUAUGGACAGAAUUCAUAAGACGGACAAACUAUUUAUGAAGUCAAAGGAAAGUCGGAGACAUAAAUGGCUUUUGACUCUAAAACCAUCGCAAGAAAUCACCUCUAAAGACAUUUACAGAACCGUGAAAUCUGUUUUAGUCAACCAAUUGGUCAUAUAUUUGGGGUUUUACUUCUUGGCGUAUUCAACGCUAUUAAGACACGAAUACAAGAGCUGUCAAAUCAAUUACUGGCGACUUUUAUUGCAAUUCUUGUUUUGUGCGGCUAUUCAAGAGAUUGGCUUUUACUACACCCACAGGUCCACAGCUAUUGAGUUCACAUCUGGCCUUCUUAUGUCCGACUCAAAACUUUGGUACUUCUGGUCUUUUGGACAGUUUUCAUCAAACGGACACUCUUUUCAAGAAAUCAAAGGAAUCGCA
Molecule: messenger RNA, 584 nt
Organism: Oppiella nova
Lineage: Eukaryota; Metazoa; Arthropoda; Arachnida; Sarcoptiformes; Oppiidae
Source: the annotation of a GenBank genome assembly